Molecule: messenger RNA, 363 nt
Organism: Aspergillus alliaceus
Lineage: Eukaryota; Fungi; Ascomycota; Eurotiomycetes; Eurotiales; Aspergillaceae
Exons: 2
Coding region: 1-363 (120 amino acids)
Source: RefSeq, a predicted model, not a curated record
AUGGCUACAGUCGCUCGAGAUGAUCUAGAUGAGAUCUCUGACGCGCUUUCUAUGAUCCAGCUUGCAAGUGUUAAAAAGCAACUGGCCCGUUUACUAGACUUCAUGCGCCGCAAGGGCUACGACCUACAGGAACAGCAUCCCAUUUUCCUCCGCUACGACAGAACGCAUGAUAGGUUUUAUCUAGUAGAUCCUACCUUCAUCGGUUUACCGAGCCUGAGGAUAAGAUAUCAAUUCCCAUUGAAGAAAGACGAUGUGUUUGUUGAGCCCUUAACAUCUGGUGACUUCCCCAUGGUGAGAAGCUGCAGGCAAGCGAGGCUCCAGGGCAAAGCGCGUCUAGAGAGCAUGCUCGUGAGCAAAGAGUAG